UUCCAUCGAGGGGCCACGUAUGGACCUCAUCGCCAAAGGAUCCGGCUGCUAGGGAGUAUGGCCAUACCAGAACUGUCUCUAAACUGACUCUCUCAGCUGUAGUAGCUGUUCAGGACCAUGGCAGCAGGAGUGGCAGGGGGGGAAGGGCCCCCCGCCAUAGGGUGGAGGCCAGUGGCCACAGGUCCUAUGCCAGCUGCUCCACGGCAGGAGAGGAAGCGAAGCCAGGACUCUCUGAUUGUGCUGAACGUGAGUGGUAUCCAGUUCCAGACAUGGCUGGACACCUUAGAACGCUACCCCGACACUCUGCUGGGCAGUUCAGAGCGAGACUUCUUCUACCACCCUGAGACACAGCAGUACUUUUUUGAUCGGGACCCUGACAUCUUCCGCCACAUUCUCAACUUCUACCGUACAGGGAAGCUUCAUUACCCCCGCCAAGAGUGCAUCUCUGCUUAUGAUGAGGAGCUGGCCUUCUUUGGCAUCAUCCCUGAGAUCAUUGGCGACUGCUGUUAUGAGGAAUACAAGGAUCGCCGGCGUGAGAACGCUGAGCGCCUGCAGGAUGAUGCUGAUCAGGAUCAUGCAGCCGAGAGCUCCUUACCCUCUAUGACAGCUCGGCAGAGGAUGUGGCGGGCCUUUGAAAACCCACACACCAGUACACUGGCUCUGGUCUUCUACUAUGUCACUGGUUUCUUCAUUGCUGUCUCUGUUAUUGCCAAUGUGGUGGAAACAGUGCCCUGUGGGGUAAGCCCAGGCCGCAUCAAGGAGCUGCCCUGUGGAGAGCGCUAUGCUGUGGCUUUCUUCUGUCUGGAUACUGCCUGUGUCAUGAUCUUCACAGUUGAAUAUCUGUUACGCCUGCUGGCAGCCCCUAGUCGUUACAAGUUUGUACGCAGUGUCAUGAGCAUCAUUGAUGUGGUUGCCAUCAUGCCGUAUUAUAUUGGCCUGGUGAUGACAGAUAACGAGGAUGUCAGUGGGGCUUUUGUGACACUGCGAGUCUUUCGUGUCUUCAGGAUCUUUAAGUUUUCCCGUCACUCACAGGGGCUGCGCAUCCUGGGCUACACCCUGAAAAGUUGUGCCUCGGAGUUAGGCUUUCUCCUCUUCUCGCUUACCAUGGCCAUCAUCAUCUUUGCCACAGUCAUGUACUAUGCAGAGAAAGGUUCAUCAGCCAGCAAGUUCACCAGCAUCCCUGCAGCCUUCUGGUACACCAUUGUCACCAUGACAACACUGGGGUAUGGGGACAUGGUGCCAAAGACAAUAGCUGGCAAGAUUUUUGGUUCAAUAUGCUCCCUGAGUGGGGUCUUAGUCAUUGCUUUGCCAGUUCCUGUAAUUGUCUCCAACUUCAGCCGUAUCUACCACCAGAAUCAACGAGCAGACAAGCGCAGGGCACAAAAGAAAGCCAGACUUGCUCGAAUUCGUGCAGCAAAGAGUGGGAGUGCUAAUGCCUACAUGCAGAGCAAACGAAAUGGCUUACUGAGUAACCAGCUGCAGCAGUCCUCCAGUGAAGAAGAACAGGCCUUUGUUAGCAAAUCUGGCUCUUCCUUUGAAACACAGCACCACCACCUGCUUCACUGCCUGGAAAAAACCACGAAUCACGAGUUUGUGGACGAACAAGUCUAUGAAGAGAGCUGCAUGGAGGUUUCUACAGUUAAUAGACCCCCAAGCCACAGCCCUUCUCUCUCAUCUCAACAAGGCGUUACCAGCACUUGCUGCUCACGAAGGCAUAAAAAGACUUACCGCAUCCCAAACACCACCAUCACUGGCAGCCGUCAAGGCAGCGUACAAGAGCUCAGCACCAUCCAGAUCCGAUGUGUGGAGAGAACACCUCUGUCUAACAGCCGAUCCAGCUUAAAUGCCAAAGUGGAAGAGUGUGUUAAACUAAACUGUGAGCAGCCUUACGUCACUACAGCAAUAAUUAGCAUCCCAACACCUCCAGUCACCACACCUGAAGGAGAUGAUAGGCCAGAGUCUCCUGAGUAUUCAGGAGGAAACAUUGUCAGAGUAUCUGCUUUAUAAAAUACAGAAUUAUUUAUAAAUCAGAAUAAAGACCACUUGGAAGCUGAGCUCUAGCGGUGAGAAAAGAGUUCUGAAGAAUGAGAGAGCUGACAACGACAACGCCCCCUUGACGCGUGUGCUAGCAGCAACCGAUCAAGAGGUUCAAGAGAAACAAACACUUUGGGUUUCAGUGUUGUAGCGCGUGAACGAAUGGAGAUUCUAUGCACUGUUUGAACUGAUACACAGUGGAAGCUUCUGUGACCAUUCUGACUUACUAUAUGAGCACAAUGAAAUGUCCCCAUUGAUGCUUCUUCUUAUCAUGAGAGCUCUUUUUAGGAAAAAAAAAUACAACACAAAAAACAGAAACAAACCUGUGUUC
Messenger RNA from Struthio camelus australis, 2365 nucleotides. RefSeq names its product potassium voltage-gated channel subfamily D member 2 (gene KCND2). NCBI's taxonomy places the organism in Eukaryota, Metazoa, Chordata, Aves, Struthioniformes, Struthionidae. Gene Ontology annotation, cellular component: voltage-gated potassium channel complex; neuronal cell body; dendritic spine. The record is from RefSeq and is a predicted model, not a curated record. Gene Ontology annotation, biological process: potassium ion transmembrane transport; protein homooligomerization. Gene Ontology annotation, molecular function: A-type (transient outward) potassium channel activity; voltage-gated monoatomic ion channel activity involved in regulation of postsynaptic membrane potential; protein binding.